Aedes albopictus (Asian tiger mosquito) is the source of this 2427-nucleotide messenger RNA. Its product is annotated as tigger transposable element-derived protein 1-like. Bases 997 to 2427 code for a protein of 476 amino acids. The record is from RefSeq and is a predicted model, not a curated record. Gene Ontology annotation, molecular function: DNA binding. NCBI's taxonomy places the organism in Eukaryota, Metazoa, Arthropoda, Insecta, Diptera, Culicidae. The transcript has 3 exons. Gene Ontology annotation, cellular component: nucleus.
GGGGUGCAGUAGGAAUCCGUGUUGUAGGAUACCCAGAGCUUAUGGGAUUUCCCCUAAUUGGGGGUGAGAGCGAAUAUCUCAGGCGUAUUACAAGAUAGCACCAUACUAUCUUUGGCAAAGUUGUAGUACUAGAAUAGAUCUACCAUCCAAUACCCACUAACAUCCAAUUAGUUGGCAAUUUGGCCGCUAGAGGCGCUAUGUAGAAGUGCUUGCUAUGUACACUCGCCAGUAGAAGCACUUAUAAGUUAUAACAUGCGAUAUCUCAAGAUCUACUUUAUUUGGAACUAUGAUGUCUUCGGCAAAGUUGUUCAGUAGGUCAAGAGCAAUCUGGCGAUACACCAAUUAGUUUGUGAUUUCGCCGCUAGGUGACGCUAGUCGUCAAGUAAAGUUUCAAACUUCUCUAUCUCGGGAUCUAGAGCAGAUACAAAAAUGUCGUCUUCGGCAAAGUUCUUCAGGAAGUCAAGAGCUAUCUGGUGAUUCAACAAUUGAUUGGUGAUUUCGCCGCUAGGUGGCGCUAGUCGUCAAGUUAAGUUUCAAACUUCUCUAUCUCGAGAUCCAGAGCAAAUAGAAAUGUGUCGUCUUCGGCAAAGUUCUUCAGGAAGUCAAGAGCUAUCUGAUGAUUCAGCAAUUAGUUUACGAUUUCGCCGCUAGGUGGCGCUAGUUGUCAAGUAAAGUUUCAAACUUCUUUAUCUGUGAAUCCAGAGCAAAUAGAAGAGUGCCGUCUUCGGCAAAGUUCUUCAGGAGGUCAAGAGCUGUCUGAUGAUUUAACAAUUAAUUGGUGAUGUCCCUGCGAGGUGGCGCUAGUUUAUCAAGUAAUGUUUUAAACUCCGCUAUUUCGGAAUCCAGAGCAGAUAAAAAAGUGUCGUCUUCGGCAAAGUUCUUCAGGAAGUCAAGAGAAAUCUGGUGAUUCAAUAAUAAGGUGGGGACUUCACCGCUAGGUAACGUUAGUUUGAAGUUUUGAACUGCUAUAUCUCGGGAUGCAAAGCAGAUAUAAAAAUGUCGUCUUCAGCAAAGUGCUUCAGGAAAUCAUUGAGUUUGAAAGAAAAGCUUCAGAUUAUCGAAGAUGUGGAAGAAAAAGGAUUGUCCUAUGCAACCAUCGCAGCCAAUUUACAUGUAAACGAGUCCACCAUUCGUACAAUCAUCCGACAGAAAUGCGAUAUAAAGAAGAUUGGGCCAGUAGCUUCUAAAAUAAGCGGUAAAGUUCAUCGGCUGCGGGAUCCCGUUUUUUUGGACAUGGAAAACGCGUUGAAUUCAAUGAUAGAGUGUAACACCGAGCGCGGCUUUCCAGUGGACUUUAAUUACAUCACAGAAAAGGCUCUGGAGUUCUACUCCGUUUACAACAAAAAGCAUGGAGUAGCAGAGGGAAAUAUCAAGCCUUUCAAUGCAUCCAAGGGCUGGUUCCAGAAAUUCUGCAAGCGGUACGGAAUCCACAACGUUCGUCUGCAUGGUGAAAUGGCUUCGGCUGAUAUUGAGGCUGCUGCAACCUUCCCGGCAUUCGUUGAACAGGAAAUCAAAGCUGGUGGGUAUUGUCUUGAUCAAGUGUUCAACUGCGACGAGACCAAACUUUUCUACAAAAAAACGCCCCAAAAUUCAUACGUCUCGGAUUAUACUAAGAAAAUGCCUGGAGCAAAGGCCGACAAAAAGGGAUUUUCAAUCCUUUUUUGUUCCAAUGCUGCUGGGUCUUUGAUGACAAAGCCUCUUGUCAUUAAUAAUGUGGCUAAACCGAGGGCAAUUAAAGAUGUGAUUCAUUCAAACCUUCCUGUGCACUACCGAAGCAAUAAAAAAGGUUGGAUGACACAGGACAUCUUUAAUGACUGGGUUGAGAAUUGUUUUGCUCCGGAACUUGAAAGCUUCUGCCGUUCACGGAAUAUCGGGUUCAAGGCUCUUCUCUUGCUGGACAACGCGCCAUCGCAUCCGACAACGUUCGACCAUCCCAACGUGAAGCUGCUUUAUCUGCCUCCCAACACCACAUCCUUGAUUCAACCCCUUGAUCAGGGCAUAAUUAGAAACUUCAAGUUGCUCUACAUCAAAAAAAGCUACCGACACAUCCUACAGACAUCAGAAAGAGACAAGCCACCAACCGAGGACGAAGCGGUACUGAACGAAAUUGUUCAGAUGGGUGCAGACUUCGGAGCGGCUGGAAUAACGGGUGAUGACAUAAAGGACAUGAUCAGGGAUCAACCGGCAACAGUGGAUGAAAUUGUUGCCAUCUUGGAGCCAGAACCAGCAAGCGAGAUCGAUGUCGUUGUCCCACCACCGGAUGCUGAAGAAAUUGAUAAUAGGAUCAGACAACUGAGCGAACUAGAAAGCUUCUGCGCACUGGACAGUAAUAUGGAACGAAGCCAGAAGAUGCAGGACAUCAUGCAAGAAUUCCAUCCCCAGCUCAAGCGUCUGCUCACAGAAUGGAAAGAGGAAAAGACAAAGUAA